This is a messenger RNA of Benincasa hispida (wax gourd), 1432 nucleotides long. RefSeq lists its product as uncharacterized. NCBI's taxonomy places the organism in Eukaryota, Viridiplantae, Streptophyta, Magnoliopsida, Cucurbitales, Cucurbitaceae. The record is from RefSeq and is a predicted model, not a curated record. Gene Ontology annotation, molecular function: RNA binding.
AAUUUGCACCGUCAUCAAUCGAUCCGACGGCCCAGAUUUCUCCUGCUUAACUCAAUAUAUUUUCUUCACUCGUUAAAAACCUCGACUGAUCAGACCUUCUAGGGUUUUAGCAUCGAGAGGGAGGUGAAGUCGAACAAGGGUGCUUCAAAAUGGCUUUUCUAGGUAAGUUUGGAAAUAUACUGAGGCAGGGCGCGAAUAAGAGGAUUGGAUUAGAUCUGCAGGCUUCCAGUUUGUCUAUCUGUCAAGCUGUACGAUGGAUGUCUUCCAUGCAAAGUUCAAAACUUUUUGUAGGAGGUAUUUCAUACAACACUGAUGAUCAAAGUCUCAGGGAAGCCUUUGCUAAAUAUGGGGAAGUACUCGAAGCUAGGAUCAUUGUAGACCGCGAAACUGGAAGAUCCAGAGGAUUUGGAUUUGUGACUUUCACAUCUAGUGAGGAAGCCUCUAGUGCCAUCCAGGCAUUGGAUGGACAGGACCUUCACGGUCGUCGAGUGAGAGUGAAUUAUGCUAACGAUAGAACUCGUGGUUUUGGUGGUGGUGGUGGUUAUGGCGGUGGUAGCUACGGUGGUGGGGGUGGUGGUUAUGGUGGCGGUGGCUAUGGUGGUGGUGGGGGUGAUGGUUAUGGUGGCGGUGGCUAUGGUGGUGGUGGUGGUUAUAGCGGUGGUGGUGCUGGAGGUUAUGGUGGCGGUGGGAGUGGAGGAGGUUAUGGUGAUGGUAGUGGUGGAUAUUCAGGGACGGGAUAUAGUUCUGGAGGCAACUAUAGCCGAGGUAGUGGAGGAAAUUAUAGCAACGAUAAUGCCAGUGACAACCUUGGAAGUGUUGGUACAGGUGGUGGCGGCUUUGGUGGGAAUGAUGCUGGUUACAACGCUGCUAGCAAUUUUGCUUCUGGAAACACACACGACAGUGGAACUAAUGCUGGUUUUGGUAACGUCAGUGGCGGUGGCAGCGACUAUUUUGCCAACAGUGGGUUUGAUGCAAGCUCUGGAGUUGGAGGAUAUACUGGCGGGGAACAAUUUGGCAGCGAAACAAACACCAUGGAUGCAUCUGGAGAUCAAGGCCUAGGGGAGCAACUGGAAGGAAAUGAUAGGGAUGAAGACGAUACAGACGACUUUGCUAAAAGAGCCUGAUAGAUCAUAUGCAUUAUUAAUCCACAGUAUUCAUCCAGCAUUUUUGGUCCCUAGAUUCUACUCUACCAAACAUUGACUUUGUUUGUAUGUUGGACUUGCUUCAAGAUUGUGAACUUUUCCUUGCACUUUCAAAAUCUAGUUUCUCAAUGUUAAUAAGUUCUGUCCUGCUCUCCAUUAGGUACAAUCUUCCUCUUUUUUCUCUAUUAUUGUCGGUGGAGAUCCAAGUUGAUUGAGUUGUUAGUAGCCACACUGUAUUACACUUGUUUUUGUCAUUUUUUCUAUUUAGGGUAUGUUGGUGUUUGUUUGGA